AUGGCGCACUCUUUAUCUUUUGCUCCUAUCUGUUCCCUGAAAUCUUCAAACACACCUGGAGCUCUUAUCGGUAAUUCGGUUACCCGAAAGGCUUUUUCGAUGAAGGAUGUUUGUCUAAAUUCUAAAGUUAGAAACUUUGAGUCUUUGGAAGUUAAGGCUACUGGAGAUAGUACUCCAGUGACAAAAGCAAGGAGCAUUGUUUGUCCUGAUUGUGAUGGAAACGGUGCAAUAUUAUGUACUCAAUGUGAAGGUGGUGGAGUUAAUUUGAUUGAUCAUUAUAACGGACGAUUUAAAGCUGGUGGAUUAUGCUGGUUAUGCAGAGGUAAAAAGGAUAUUUUGUGUGGAAGCUGUAAUGGAGCUGGCUUUAUAGGUGGAUUCAUGAGCACAUUUGAUGAAUAG
Lathyrus sativus (Indian pea) is the source of this 399-nucleotide messenger RNA. The record is from the annotation of a GenBank genome assembly. NCBI's taxonomy places the organism in Eukaryota, Viridiplantae, Streptophyta, Magnoliopsida, Fabales, Fabaceae.